UGGAUCCGGGGCAGGCGCAGCAUGGAGCCGGCGGCUGAGGGCGACGCAGAGAUGCUGGGGACACCAGACCCGGAGCUGGCGGCCACCAUGGGCUUCUCCGGCUUCGGGAAGAAGGCUCGAACUUUCGACCUCGAAGCUAUGUUUGAGCAAACGAGGAGAACUGCAGUGGAGAGGAGCAGGAAAGUCUUGGAGGCCCGUGAAAGAGAAAAAGAAGACCAGACUGAAAAGGAGUUCAGAAUUCCAUGCACUGACUCAUCAGCUUCAGCAUCCAGUGCAACAAGAGCUGGGCCCACAUUACCUGAAAGAGAGGUAGUGUAUAGUGAAAGUGAGGACAACUCAAAUGAAGCGCUAAGUGGUCCUUCCAUGCCAUCACAGAGUUCUGCUAAAGGUCCAACUGAGGAUACUGAUGAUGAUGAUGAUGAAGAAUUCAUUGGGCCACCACUUCCCCCUGGGUUCAAAGAUAGUGAUGAUGACAAUGACAAUGAUGAUACAGAGGAGGAAGAUAAUAACCCUGUCAAGAAAAUUCCAGAUUCUCAUGAAAUUACACUCCAACAUGGAACGAAGACAGUUUCUGCUUUGGGGUUGGAUCCUUCAGGUGCUCGUUUGAUAACUGGUGGAUAUGACUAUGAUGUAAAAUUUUGGGAUUUUGCUGGAAUGGAUGCCUCUCUCCAAGCUUUUCGGUCCCUCCAGCCUUGUGAAUGUCACCAAAUCAAAUCUUUACAGUAUAGCAGCACAGGAGAUGUCAUUCUCGUUGUCUCUGGUAACUCUCAGGCAAAAGUCCUUGACAGAGAUGGCUUCCCAGUAAUGGAAUGCAUAAAGGGAGACCAGUACAUUGUGGAUAUGACAAACACAAAGGGUCACACAGCAAUGCUCAAUUCAGGCUGUUGGCAUCCAAAGAUAAAGGAAGAAUUUUUGACAUGUUCUAAUGAUGGAACUGUGAGGACUUGGGAUGUUAACAAUGAAAAAAAGCACAAAAGUGUAUUUAAGCCACGAUCAGUUCAAGGUAAACGGGUGAUUCCUACAACUUGCACAUACAGCAGAGAUGGGAAACUUAUUGCAGCUGGCUGUCAAGAUGGUUCUAUCCAGAUCUGGGAUAGGAAUAUGAGUGUACAUACAAAGUUCCACUGCAGGCAAGCCCAUGCUUCAGGCACUGACACUUCGUGUUUGACGUUUUCCUAUGAUGGUACUGUCCUUGCCAGCCGGGGAGGAGAUGAUACUUUAAAGAUAUGGGAUAUUAGACAAUUUAAAAAGCCUCUUAAUUCAGCAGAUGGACUGCCCAGCUUCUUUCCGAUGACAGAUUGUUGUUUCAGCCCAGAUGAUAAAAUCCUUGUCACAGGCACUUCUGUUAAGAAAGGUGGUGGCAGUGGGAAGCUGUUUUUCUUUUAUCGUGAGACCUUCCAGAAGCUGUAUGAGAUAGAAGUUACAGAUGCAAGUGUCGUGCGUUGCCUUUGGCAUCCCAAGCUCAACCAGAUCAUGGUUGGUACUGGAAAUGGUUUAGCCAAAGUGUACUAUGAUCCUGUCAAAAGCCAGAGGGGAGCAAAAUUAUGCGUGGUCAAAACAAAACGAAAAGAGAGACAAGCAGAGACUCUCACGCAGGAUUACAUUAUAACACCCCAUGCGCUUCCGAUGUUCCGUGAACCACGACAACGAAGCACGAGGAAACAGCUGGAGAAGGAUAGGUUGGACCCCAUGAAGUCUCACAAACCUGAACCUCCAGUAGCAGGAGCAGGUCGUGGCGGCCGUGUUGGGACUCAUGGGGUCACCCUGUCAUCAUAUAUAGUCAAGAACAUUGCCUUGGACAAGACAGACGACAGCAACCCUCGAGAGGCCAUCUUACGUCACGCGAAGGAAGCAGAGGAGAAUCCAUACUGGGUGGCUCCAGCAUAUGCUAAAACACAGCCAAAAACAGUUUUUGCGGAAGUGGAACCAGAAGAUGAUGAAACAGACAAGCCAGAGUGGAAAAAACGUAAAAUUUGAAAAAUAAUGGCUUUAAAGAAUCAUUUUAGAGCAUUUGAAACGAAACGAGAUGUUUAUUUCUUUAUUUGGGAUAGUGGGUCAAAAUUUGAAAGCAAAAAUUACUUCAAUUUAUAAAACUUGCUGCAGUAUAAAAAAGGGCUUAUUGAAUUACACUGGCUUAAUCCCACAUCUGAAUUUUGUAAUAAGGAAUUACUUAUAUUGUGCAAAUAACUCCUCUAUGUCAGUUACUUAGCUUUGUGAGUUAAGUGAAAAAUAUUUCUUUAUAAAUAGUGAAUUCAUUAUAUUGCCAAAUGUUUUUCAUGACUGCCAACUUUACAAAUGCCGUGUCAUGACAGUGUUCAAUGAAUUCAAGUAUACAAAUAAAAUAGUACAAUUCUUCAGA
Corvus hawaiiensis (hawaiian crow) is the source of this 2359-nucleotide messenger RNA. It is a transcript of the gene WDR70, whose product is annotated as WD repeat domain 70. NCBI's taxonomy places the organism in Eukaryota, Metazoa, Chordata, Aves, Passeriformes, Corvidae. Bases 22 to 1977 code for a protein of 651 amino acids. Gene Ontology annotation, cellular component: nucleus; site of double-strand break. The transcript has 18 exons. Gene Ontology annotation, molecular function: protein binding. The record is from RefSeq and is a predicted model, not a curated record. Gene Ontology annotation, biological process: regulation of DNA double-strand break processing.